Messenger RNA from Macadamia integrifolia, 2351 nucleotides. Its product is annotated as putative disease resistance protein RGA3. Lineage: Eukaryota; Viridiplantae; Streptophyta; Magnoliopsida; Proteales; Proteaceae. The record is from RefSeq and is a predicted model, not a curated record. The transcript has 5 exons. Gene Ontology annotation, biological process: defense response to other organism. Bases 240 to 2351 code for a protein of 703 amino acids. Gene Ontology annotation, molecular function: protein binding; ADP binding.
UAUGAUGCCAAUAUAACGAAGGGCAUGCCGAUCUCUCUCUUACUAAAAAAAAAAUUAAAUUCGAUUUGAUUGUUCGAUUUUGAAUUUACUAAGAAAACGUCGAUUGAAACCAGAACCAAACUGAAUGACUCGUUAAAUUGUAAACACUCCAAUAGGGAUAUUAGAACUGUCAUCGUAAAUUGUAUAGAAAAAAAAGGUUGCUUAGCUUGGGGCAAAGAUUGCUUGUUCAAGACCAUGAAAUGUACAAGGAAAUUACAAUGUCUAUGAGAGAUUAUGCAGCUGGAAAAAUGGGUAUGAGAGAUUUUGCAGCUGCUGGUAAAGAGUUGAUGAUCUCUUCUACCACUCUCGGACGACGACGAGGACGAGGUGUUCAGGAGGAGUAUGAAAAGCUUCAGGGUAUUGUAAGAGAGACAAAAGUGAUACUUAUGGAUCUAGAGUGGCGGAAUUUGCACGAUGAAGGGAAUGAUGAAGUAAGAGAGUGGUUGGAAAAGACUACAAAAUUAUAUUGCGAAGCAGAUGACAUGUUAGACGAGUUGUCAUAUGAAGCCAUGAGAAUUAUUCAACUGGAGAGGGAGGAGGAGAUCCAAAAGUACUACUGCAUGACCACCAAAAAGGUAUGCAUUGAUUCCUUGCCAUUACUGUUAUUCUGUCCCAGAAUGUCUCGUAAAAUCAAGGAUUUCCAACAUGUGCUAGAUGAGCUGAAACAAAAACUGAAAAUGAAAUUCCCCGAUUCUAGAGUGGUAGAGAAUCAUGGAAUACAUGAAGUAGGCCUCUCACUGACUACCAUUGAUAUUGAUUAUGCUUUUGAACAAGUAUAUAAAAUUGAUGUGGAUAAAACAGAUCAAGUAUUUGGAAGAGAGGAGGACAAAACAAAGAUUGUUAAUAUAUUGUUAAUGGAUCAUCAUCCAAACAAUAUUAAUGAACAACAGAAGCUCUUAGUCAUCCCAAUAAUAGGGGCUCCCGAUGCUGGGAAAAAAACAGUAGCAAAGCUCAUCUUCGAUGAUGAGACAAUAAAGUCACAUUUUGAUCUGAGAUUUUGGGUUUAUGCGAGGUCGAAGGGGUACGAAUUUGAAGUGAAAAGGGUUGUAAAAGAAAUAGUUGAACAGUCUCCUAGAAGAAGAAGUAUGGGUGAUUUAACAAAUUGGGACAAUUUACAACACAUGUUAGAAGAGAUUUUGAGUGGGAAAAAGUUUUUACUUGUGUUGACCGACGUGUCUCUCUGGAGCAGAGAUGAAGAAAGAUGGAAUAAUUUAAAAACUUUGCUAAGAGUUGGGUCCAUAGGGAGCACAAUUAUUGUAACAUUACAAUUUCGAAGUGAUGCCUCGAUAAUGGGGACAGUUCCUCCAUAUGAAUUAGGUGAACUAUCACUAGAAGCUAGUUGGGAAUUGUUCAGGAGAAAAGCAUUUGCAUUUGGGAGCAGAGGAGGUGCACUGGAGAGUGCAGAUCUUGUUAGUAUAGGACGGAAACUUGUUCGGGAAUGUGGAGGUUUUCCAUUAGCGUUAACAAACCUAGGUGCCAUGAUGUGCUUCAAGGAAAAUACAGAAGAGUGGAAAGCUGUCCUAAAUACGAUGAGAGCAAGAAGUUUCUAUGGUAUUCAAAAGACUAAUGUGCUGAAGAUUUGUUACGAUGACAUGGAGUCACCAUUGAAACGAUGCUUUGCAUAUUGUUCAGUAUUUCCCAAGAAUUUUAUAAUUGAGAAGAAGAAAUUGAUUCAACUGUGGAUGGCGCAAGGUUUCCUAGAACAAGAAGCAUCAUCAUCAUCAUCAUUGUUGAUUAAUAAUGGUGGUGGAGAUCAUGAUGGUGUUAUAUUAAUGGAGGAUAAAGGUAAUGCAUAUUUUAAAUCACUGGUGAUGAGGUCCUUCCUUCGAGUUGUCAAAAUGGAUGAUAAAGGGGAACCAUUAGAGUGCAGGAUGGAGGAUGGUUUACAUGAUUUUGCAUUGGGAUAUGUUGAUACGGGGCCAUAUAGUGGAACCUAUUAUCUAUCACAUCUUGUUCGUGAUGAAUUUAACUCAAUUCCGGGCAUAUUCUUCUCCAUGACGAACCAAGUUCGGACAUUGCUUGAUUGUCCUAAUGAUAUUUCUUCUUAUGCCAAGUCAAUCAAGUUUUAUAAGACUCUGCGUGUACUAGAACUUAGACACGUCAAAAAAGAUGAGUUGCCAUUAUCAAUUGGAGAGUUAAUACACUUGAGGUAUCUUGAUCUUUCCCAUGGUAGGUUUAAAUCAUUACCUAAUCUUGGAAGUCUUGAAGAGCUCAAGUUCGCUGCGGCUCUUUCUCGUCUUUAUCGGUUUUAUCCAUGGAAACAAGUUGGAAGGAAGGUCCAACGGGCGGAAACAGAACAGAAUAGGCUAUAA